Messenger RNA from Pomacea canaliculata, 3176 nucleotides. RefSeq names its product beta-1 adrenergic receptor-like. The coding region runs from base 979 to 2235 and encodes 418 amino acids. Gene Ontology annotation, biological process: cell-cell signaling; phospholipase C-activating G protein-coupled receptor signaling pathway; adenylate cyclase-activating adrenergic receptor signaling pathway. Gene Ontology annotation, molecular function: alpha1-adrenergic receptor activity. The transcript is spliced from 5 exons. Lineage: Eukaryota; Metazoa; Mollusca; Gastropoda; Architaenioglossa; Ampullariidae. Gene Ontology annotation, cellular component: membrane. The record is from RefSeq and is a predicted model, not a curated record.
ACUUGACGACACACCUGGCAACACCUCUCAACAGGCUAAAUCGAUUUUGCAUACAUUUGUUCUAGGUCACAGUGUCUGUGUUGGGAACGUGACUAAAAGAGAGGGAAAACAUCUGUUACAUUUGUUAUAAAUUGUCGAGAUAAAUGCUCAAACACAUUGUGAACACAUUUAUUAAAAUUGUGCUUAGUAAAGCUCAUGGUCACUCGAUCAGUUUUCCCGUACAUUAUCUGAUCCUGAAAGAUCCUCUUUAUUAUUCCGAAAAAAUCAUUUUUCGAAGUUUUUCCUCAUUAUUAUUAUUUUUUUACAAUUUUAAUAAAAUUAGAAGUUCAUUAAUUUACUUUUUUUAACGCGGUCAAUGUACGCUAUACACUUUAGAAAGAAAGCUGAUCGACAUUUUAAGAAGUAAACAGAUUUGUAUCUUUGUUUUCAAGUGUAGUGAUCUGAAGUUUGUGCACACCGGCGUCUCAAGGACUGUCUCCACAAUAUUUUUUUCUUUUUCUUUUUUUUUUUUUGUGAGCUGCAUAUCGAUCAAAAACUGUGUUGGGACAUGCGUACAUUAGUCAAGUCUUUUGCCAGGAGGCUAUCGAUUACAGGAGAAUAGUCUGCCAGCUACCCGCCCUUCUUUCCUUGCAGGUGUUGUGGCGGGAAAAAAACCCUCGCUUUGGAGGGCGUGGUGCUAGGCGCAGAAAAGUCUGGGAUUGUCAAGGUGACUCGAAGGGCAGAAACCUACGCGCACAUGUUGGGCGUCAGAGCCUCUUCACGCAACAAACCCCUAGCGCCCUCGCCUGCAACCUGCGUCGCCAUGGCAACAAUAGACCAGAUUUCAGCGGUUUGACUCGGUGCCAACGCGCACUUUUUUCUUUUUUAAAAAACUUUCCAACCCUAAAACUGGUUGUACACCCGCACGGAACUUUCUAACCACCCCCCUGCAGCAGGUGUCGUCAGCUUGGUCAUCGCACUAGUCAUCGCCGACGAGCCAUGCUGUGGCUGCUGCACCCGUCCUGGUCUCGGGCGGUGGCGGUGGUGUGGACGCCGUCACCCGAUGAGUCUCGUGAAGAGGAACUGGCGUGUCCCCUGCUGAUGCUGGGGGGCGGCGCCGCUCUAGCCAUCAUCGCUGUCGUCACCAUGCUCCUUAACCUGCUCUUAAUCUUCGCCAUCCUCGUCAAUCGUCAGAGCCGCAGUCGCUCCUUCCCUCUGCACAUCGUCAACCUGGCAGCUUCCGGGAUUUUACAGGGUGCGGGUGUUCUGCCCUUGUGGAGUUAUUACCUUAUCUCCGGCACGUGGCUCCAUGGUGACGACGUCUGCCGCUGGUGGCUCGCCGCGGACAUCAUGGCAACAUGUGCGUCAGCUCUGGCCAUCAUCUUUAUGGCGUGCGACAGGUUCGUGUACUUGGUGUGCUGGAAGCACGUGCAGGAAGGUAGCAAAUACGUUCUGUGCUGCACGCUCCUGGCCUUGGCCUGGCUCCUGGCAUUGACCUUGACCCUUCUUCUGUCUUUGACCGAGGACACACACGCCAACAGCAGUGGAACUGGGCCGCUGGAGGGCAACCACUGCUUGUGGGGGGACGAAAAGCGAGGGACCGUGGCCAUUGCAAGAGUGAUUGUGUACUCGCUGGGGGCGGGGUUGGGAGCGGGGCUUAGCCUGGCGCUCACCACCCUCUCCUGCCUGUCCAGGGGCGUGGACGUCCUCCCCAUCGAAGAGGACGACUGGCAGAAGAAAGAACAGUUUCUGGCCGAGGAGCCGCUGAACACAGAGCACGCCGGUAGUGUCCUCCGCUCCUUGCCCCCUCCUCCUGGUCAAGGAAGACCACUUUCUACUAACUUCCGUCAUCCGGAUGAGAGGAGCUCGGAGGGAGACAGGCACGACGAACGAGAACAGUGGCGCGGGCAGGUAGUGUCGCUGGUGGUCGUGGCUGUUGGGUGGGCGCUGAUGUGGCUGCCGUCGCAUCUCUGUAUCUUUGCCGAUGUCCUGGGUUUGGACUGGGAGCUGUCUAGUGAGGUGGUCGGUGUGUUCGUGGUGGUGGGCUACGCCAACGCCGCCAUAACGCCGCUGCUGUGGCUUCUCCACAAGCCGAUCAGGAGCGUCGUCGCCGAUGUCCUCUGCUGCCGCUGUUGUCAGCUAGAUGAUUUCGACGACGAGGAUGAAGAUGAAGGAGAUGACGAGGUUUUCGAAGAGGUUUUUCAGGAAACGAGACCACACAGACCAGCACUUCGCUCCACUAAAAUAGCUUGUUAAAGUCUUCAAGUGAUUUGACAAGACAGUGGACAAUGUUAAAGGUCUAGUGGGGUGCAAACUUGUUUUCUUACAACCGGAUGUAUUUCGAGAAUGAAGGGGCUUUAUCCAUCCAUCAGACAGAGAGAAAAAAUUACUUGCACUUUAUCACACGAGUGGAAAUGAGCACCGCCAACACCUAAAGCUGGAUCCGAGAAGAGUCAGAUUUCUUAACAAUUCGCUCCCCAACGACCUGAAAAGGUCAGAGGACGAUAUUCAAUGCCCCCUAUAAGAUGGGAGGUAAUAAAGAUAUAAAUUUCAUUUAUGAAGCCAACCAAAAUUGCCUAUCUUGAACAAUUGACAACGAACAAAGCAUUGAAUGGAUAUUCAGAUGUUGCUUAUUCGGUUUUUUUUUUCCGUUGUCUUUUAUUUUAGUCAUCUUUUACAACAACUUGACUGUUCGUAAGAUUUUUAUUAUUGCGAAUAAAUUGCAAGUUUAAAUUGACCGUCAUAGGUAAUAGUAAACAGUUCCUGUUUGAAAUUCAAGAAGUAGAAUCAAAAAUAAGUAUUUCAUACAUCAUGAAGAGAUGAGUAAGAGAGAGUGUGUGUAGAACCAAACAAAAGAGGGAAAAAUUACGUGUAAGUCAGAAUUCUGUGUGAAUUUGCAUGAAUGUAAACAUCUGUAUUAAAGGACAUGCAUAGAUUUGUUGUUUACAACCACUUUAUAAGUUUAUCUAAAUGAGCGAACAAAAUUCAGAGACGAAUAAUUAAAAAAAUCUUACAUCAGCAGUGUGCGUGUUAGUGUGGUCUAUGGGGGAAAAACAGAAAAAAGCACAAAAGUCCAUGGGCACCUUUUUUGGGGUUGUUAGAGUCAGUUUAUAAGUUAAGCAUUUGCAGACUAAGCAGGUGGAGAGAGUUUUGUGAACUUGCCUCUUGUGAAAGACAAGAAGUACCAUUCCAUGACA